This is a messenger RNA of Xenia sp. Carnegie-2017, 3318 nucleotides long. Its product is annotated as carcinoembryonic antigen-related cell adhesion molecule 5-like. Gene Ontology annotation, cellular component: cell-cell junction. Bases 169 to 2172 code for a protein of 667 amino acids. Gene Ontology annotation, biological process: cell-cell adhesion. Lineage: Eukaryota; Metazoa; Cnidaria; Anthozoa; Malacalcyonacea; Xeniidae. The transcript is spliced from 13 exons. Gene Ontology annotation, molecular function: cell adhesion molecule binding. The record is from RefSeq and is a predicted model, not a curated record.
CUACAGGUCUACUUCCGCCGACAUGCCACCCCACCCCGACUCUUAAUAUACAUUAAUGUACAUAAACACACCUAACUGUGGCUAACUCACAACUGAGUGACUUGACGACGCAAAGACGACUAAUACAAGAAUUUUUAAACCAGGAAGUUGAAUAACUUCAACCGUUUAAUGCUAAAGCAAAAGCUAGACGUUUUGAUAUUGAUGUUGUUAACAAUGAGCAUCAAUGUCCCCUUUAUGAUAUCAAUUUACCUUUGGUGUAUGGCAUUCUUUCUUCCUUGCGAUGGAAAUAUUCUAUCACCUCCUUCUGGCACAAAUUUUACAUUUCUACCUGGAGAAAUAGAAAAUAUAACCUGGAUAUUUAAUGUUAGUUUAAAUGCUGUGGCCAGUAGAAAUUGGCGUUUUAAGGGUAGUAGUAAUGGUUCACCAAAAACACUGUUGGCCACUGUCAUUCUGGAUUUGUCAGUGAUAAAUCUUAAAGAACCAAUUCUUCCAAAGUAUGACGUCUACAAACCUUCAACGCUGCGAUUAAGAAAUAUCACUUACAGUUAUGAUGGAACAUAUGAGUUUGAAUUAACAAGAAGGGGCGGUGCGUCAUCUUUUAUAUCUAAAGUCAGAGUUUUCGUUGCAAAAAAACCUACAGUGGGGAUUAAUUGUUCAACUCCUCUGGUUGUGAGUAAAGGUGAUAAUGUGUCAUGUGUAUGUAAAGGUGAAGGAGGUAACCCUCCUGCUAAUGUCACAUGGUUUGAUAAAGAUAACAACAUAACUGGUGAUGUUGGAGUUGUAAGUAAGACAUUAGUAAUCACUAAUGUUACAGUGAAUGAUGGUGGAAAUUACAGAUGUAAAGCUGAAAGUUUUAAUGAUUCACGUUUCAUUGACGAAAAAUCCAUUGAAAUACAAGUAAAAUUCAAACCAACAGUGUCGAUUAACUGUUCAUCUCUUCUGUUUGUGAAUGAAAGUGAUAGUGUGUCAUGUGUAUGUAAAGGUGAAGGAGGUAUCCCUCCUGCUAAUGUCACAUGGUUUGAUAAAGAUAACAACACAUCUGGUGAUGUUGGAGUUGAAAGUGCGAUUUUAGUAAUCACUGGUGCCUCACCAAAUGAUCGUGGAAGUUACAGAUGUAAAGCUGAAAGUUUUAAUGAUCCACGUUUCAUUGACGAAAAAUCCAUUGAAAUAAUAGUGAAUUAUCAACCAAGAAAUACGACCAUAACCCUAUCAAAAAUAAAUCCACAAAUUGGUGAAAGUGCGAAUAUAACCUGUGAAUCAGAUGGUUUUCCUCCGCCAACUUUCAUUAUUUUUCAUAAUGGUGCUGUUCUCAGCAAUAAUAAGACAUACAUCAUUCAUUCUGUCAACUUCAGUAAUGCUGGUUUAUAUCGCUGUGAAGCAAAGAAUAAACUGGGAAAUGAUUUGUCUGAUGUUAAAAAUCUCACUGUUGUUAACGAAGCUCCUGUAUCAAGCUCAUUCAGUCUAUCGCCUUCGAUAAUUACGUCAUCGAUGACGUUUACCUUUACGUCAUCAAUUAGUUCCACUUCCACUACUAACGCUCCUAUAUCAAGCUCAUUCAGUCUAUCGCCGUCGAUAAUUACGUCAUCGAUGACGUUUACCUUUACGUCAUCAAUUAGUUCCACUUCCACUAAUAACGUUGGCCCUACGACUAAAACUACAGAAAAAGAAGAAGAUGGACCAAAUAUUGCUCUGAUUGUUGGCAUUGCUGUUGGAGCGGUUUUCCUUGUCGCCAUUCUAGUUUUCCUUGUCAUUUUCUGCUAUCGUAAAUCAAAGCAAAGAAAAAGACACCGUGAUGGUAUAAGUGUUAAACCAGUGGUUGGAGAUAACAAUUAUGAACUGGAUGGUGCACCCGGUGUUAGCAACGAGAGUCAUUAUGAAUCGGUGAAGGAUGAUAGAACAGACAAGAAUCUUCCUGUUGGUGAAUCCAAGCCGUCAGAUAGUAAACCACCUGUAUAUGCAUCUAUCAAUAGAGAAAACAGACAAGGGAAUCCGUUAUACUCAUCCCUUGACCCCAAAGAUGCUCCUAAAAGAGAUCCUACCCAAAAACGUCCUGCACCAACUGAAUAUGCCAGUAUUGAUAUGAGUAAACUGGCACCUGUGGAGAAAAAAGACGAGAAGAAAGGCGACAAUAAGGAAAAGGAUGAAAAAAAGAAAGAUGUGGUCUACAUUUGAUCUGUGAACAGUAUAAGACAGCUAACAAGAUGGUUGUUUCUAUAUACAUAUUGUUUCACCGAGUGAAUUUUGAAGAAAUUACCUGCCUAAAUUAAGCAACAACAUUUCACUGACUUUAACUUAGCACUUUAAAUAUAUAAUCAUUUGUUCGAUUUCGUUAAUGAGUCGAAAUACUUUAAUCACGUAGAAAUUAAGUGUAGAAAUAAGAUAGAAAAAAAUGAAGCAAUUGUAAGCAAUGUGGUAGAAAACCCUCGAAAUUUCUCCUUUACUAUUGAAUUAUAUUAUCAUAUGUUGGUCUUUAAUUACCAUGUAGGUACAUGUAUUCAGCAUUCACGAUAUUUUCUCAUCUUUUAUAAUUGUAUUUGCAUAGUUUAAACACACUCUAGUUGGCAGACAUUUUUGUCAAUAGACUUUCAUUUUGUUUCGUGUUUGCUGCUCAUGUGCUAUGAAUGGUCUCUCUAGAUGGUAGAAGAAAUAAAUAUCAAAUAUUGUAGAGUGUAGGUCUUUCUACCAUUGACAUACGUAUAGCCAAAAAAAUUUUUGACGAAGUAUUUUAAGCAGAACGUAAAAGUUUAAAAUACGAUGUAUUUUAAAAGGUGGUAUGUGUGUGACACAAACUGUUUUUCGAAAAUUUUACUUCAUUUAAUUCAACGUUUAAUGUAAACAAUGAAUUUUCCGAUAAUUUAUGUUCAAACAAGUUAGCCAAGGAAAAAAGUGGAGGUUUUUUUAUUGAGUAGGGAUGCCGUAAUAAGGUUUGAACAAGUUUGUGCCUCACAUGUACUGCAAUCAAUUCCCUUAAUUUUUUUGUCAAAAGAUCAAUUCUUUUGUUUUAGUACUAAUUUUUCAUACUUUAACAAUAAACAUACAAUGAACAUUUAACUUGUAGUGAUAAUUAUGAAUACAUUAAUGUAAUAGUACGAUAAAUCGUCAUGAAUUUUGUAAUGUAAUUCUAGAUAAUUAAUGUAUGUAUUUAAUGCAUACGUAAUUGUAAUCAAUCAAUACAACAAUGUGCCUUCGCGUUUAUUAACGAAAGUUCAGGAUUCACCAUUGCGCGUAUGAUUGUAAACAUUGUUGGAAUUUUAUACUUAAUGAUACUAUUUUAAUGUAUUUUGCAUGCGUAAAAUAAAUAGCACGUAUACAAAUGAA